This is a messenger RNA of Gongylonema pulchrum, 657 nucleotides long. NCBI's taxonomy places the organism in Eukaryota, Metazoa, Nematoda, Chromadorea, Rhabditida, Gongylonematidae. The record is from the annotation of a GenBank genome assembly.
AUGAAUUGGACUUGGAUGACCAGGAGGAUGCUGUUGCUAGAUGUUCCGUGCAGUGCUGCUGCUGCUGCUGCAUGCAGACAUAUCUCGAUGGCUGCAUCACUAUGCUCACGUUAUGAUCCGAAAGUAUUCCGCGAACCGAUCGUCGAUCUUGAGCAGUUAAAUCAACCGCUAGAUCCGGAUGAUGAUCGCAAAUAUUGCUAUAUAAAAGCGAUGACCAGUACUCAGUCGCCAGUCUUCUACCGCAAUGCCCUUAUCAAUAGGAUUAUCAAUGUUUGUAUGUUACGCGGAAUGAAAGAGAAAAUGCGAGAUAUUGUUCUUGAAGCCCUCGAAAUAAUGAAGAGGCGGCAGUACAAGCUGUGGCGCAGUGCAAGCGAUGAGGAGAAAAGCGGUAUCGAACUCGAUCCUGUUGUGAUCACCCAGAAAGCAAUCAAAAAUUGCUGCCCAAUAAUGAUUUUACGCCCAUUCGUUCGUGCAAUAAAAACAAUGCGUGAUAUUUGCCGGAAAAAAACCUUCCACGGAGCAACACAUUUCCAGCAUAUUUUAGCCGAGGAACUGUUGGCCGCCUACAGAAAUGAAGGCCUAACUGUACAGGCCAAGCAGGAGCUGCAUAAGCAGUGCGAAGCGAACAGAGCUUAUGUUCAUUACAGGAGGCAGUAG